GGCCUAUUAGUAUUUCUUAAGUUUUGAGCAUACGCCCAGUUCUCAACCACACAGAACUUUGCAUUUUAGACUCGCAGUAUUUUUUAACUGCCACUAUCAACCAUGAGCAAGGAGAAGACUGGUGACAUUCCAAGAAUUACCCCUCUCCAAAUCGCAUUAGGUUAUCCGCGGUCCAGUUCCGACAGCAAAUUUUUCGUGCAGGCGUAUAAGAAAUUCAUCGAGGGCUACAGGACCUGCAAUGGAGCGCCUGGGGUUUCUCUGAUCAGAUGGAUCGAUAAAACCCAGAGAGAGGAGCUCGAGGCUAUGGCGAAGAGAUUCGCAAUUGUAGAAGGUCGAGGACAGCAGUUCUGGCCAGCAAGUGAGAGCUCUUCUUCUGGGGACUCCUUGGUAUGGGAACGGGAUACAGAAAAAAUCAUCAAGCUGCUUGCUCAGCUCUUCUUCCGUCACAAUCAGCAAGAACACCAAAAGGGUCCUAGCUCACCAUCCAAGAAGAAACAAGCUAUACGCCACGAGAGGCACAGAUCUCAAACAAUUGGACAAAGUACCGUGGUAUCACCAUCCAUGCCAAGCGAGGAAAUGGACACAGACCUAUGUAACGAAGUCGAUUCGGAUGAUGACCUUCCAGACAUAGACGAUAUUCUUCUACGCCCUAUGAGGCCAGAUAACAAAACUUCAUCGGCAGGCAACGUGAGCAAUACUACGCCGCCACCUCAAGCCUCCACAACUGCCAUAAAUACUCCGAGCCAAACUGCAAUCUCUUUUGAACCAACUGCCCCUAUCGCUCAGAUGACUGAACACCUAGAGGCCACCACCGUGUCUGAGACAGUCACUCGAGCUAUAGAUGGCUUUCCUGAGAAAUACACUUCAUCAGGCCGCAGCUGUCGACCAGUCCAGCGCCUGAAUUUUGUCGAAACACCAACCUUUGACACGGAGGAUGAUUCUCAGUCCGUGUCACCACCUCCUAGUCGACAAAGUGAUCCGGGAUCCCGUGUUAGCCCAGAACUUGGUACAGAGACUCCUGGGGCUUCUCAUGUCGGAGCUUUGCAGAACCCUCGCGCUACGUCAGAGCCAAUGCCCUUUGAUAGAACUCAGCUGGCUACUGAGGAUAUAACCCCUGUAAUAGAGGCAAAUCAAGCGACGAGAGCUAUGCCUCCCCCUCCUCUCCCUCAGGCUACAUAUCAAACACCAGAGGCUACUACUAGAAGACCACGAUACGAAAUUAAAUACAGUGUCGAAAAGUCACCCGGAAACUUCACUCUAUGGGAGCAUUACGACACAUUCGGCCGCAUGCCAAUGUCAGAGUUUCAAUUUAUGCAUGGCUUCAAUGAUAUUGACGCUGUACGAUUUGUUGUUCAGCGCGAAGGUAGGAGUUGGGAUGAUAAAGUCUAUAAAAAUGACGACGUUGCAUUUCAGGAUAUGAAAGUUCGCUUCCGAGGCCUAAUCAAAAAUGAUUUGGAUAGCCUUGGCCCCGACACUGUUUAUGUUCCAUACGAUAUCUGGAUCAUUCCAAUUAGGAGUUCCGAAACUGAGGGAAAGUAUUUUCGAGAGCAGUCGAUCACGCUGUGAUCCUCUCGUCCUUGUCGGUCAGGGCCCAAUCUUUUCAGAGGAUUCAACAGGGUUAGGAAAACACUCUUUUAGCAAGCGAUAUCUCUUUCAGUGGCUUCUAGUCUCUUAGUAUAGCACAGUCCUUCUCGUAGGUAUUUCCCGAAUGAUAGAUUGAUACCCCUUUGCGGCGAGUCCUGUUAUGGUAACGUGGAAAGUAGAUAGUGCUAGUCCCUAGCUUAUGGCCAGAGUCUUUCUCAAAGCUCGCCUUCCUUGACCAAC
Molecule: messenger RNA, 1824 nt
Organism: Fusarium verticillioides 7600
Lineage: Eukaryota; Fungi; Ascomycota; Sordariomycetes; Hypocreales; Nectriaceae
Exons: 4
Coding region: 103-1566 (487 amino acids)
Source: RefSeq, a predicted model, not a curated record